Molecule: messenger RNA, 1964 nt
Organism: Exophiala mesophila
Lineage: Eukaryota; Fungi; Ascomycota; Eurotiomycetes; Chaetothyriales; Herpotrichiellaceae
Exons: 1
Coding region: 160-1938 (592 amino acids)
Biological process (GO): regulation of DNA-templated transcription
Cellular component (GO): nucleus
Molecular function (GO): zinc ion binding
Source: RefSeq, a predicted model, not a curated record
AUUCGCUGACAAAUCCCAUCACACUUUACUCCCUAGAAACAAAAUAAUUCUGGCAACCUUCCCACCACCACCCCCGCCAUCAUCAAGCCACCACCAUAAACUGGUACAACAGAUCAGGAACCAAGUAUCAUCCCACUUUCAUCCUGGUCCCCCGCCACCAUGUCAAGCUCCAGCGACCUCGAAAGCUGGUCCAUUCCGCGACUCAAACGACUCCUCCCCCUCGACGACACAUCACUCGGCGAAAUCAUCACGUAUACAGCAACCCUCUCAAAACCCGCCGCGGCCGAACAUCUCAAGAACCUGUUAGGUGAUGACGGCCCUGCACUGGAAUUCAUCGCUAGUUUCAACUCACGGAGAAAGGCUGGAGAUGGCGAACCUAUCAGUAGAGGGGGUUCUUCUAUGACGGGUUCGGGUUCAGGUGGGAAUGAUCGUCGUGGAGGUGCUAGUGGUAAUGGUGGUAACAAUGAUGAUGAUGGACAUGUUCCUGCUCGGAAACGUGGCAGUGGCGGCGCGAAGAAAUCCAAAUCCAAUCUUCAUUCUGCUGGGCCUGUCAGAGUUCCUGAAGGGUAUGGGGAUGUGACUGGUGGGUAUACGAAACAGUAUGACGGUGGUCGGGAGAAAGCACAUGAGAAGUUCGCGAUGGCUGAUACUCUGCAUCUUCCUACGGUUUCCAAUGCUGGGGUGACUGGAUCGGUGGGAUCAUCACGAGAUGUUUCGCCUGCACCAGGAAAGAAUGCUGGAGGAGCCGCAAAACUCCCACCUUCCGCGUCGGGCAAUCUUAUCAGUGAUUUUGGAUUUGCAAAUGUGCGAUCGAAGCAGGCGAAGAAACCACAAGGACAUGCAAGUCAUCAGCAAUUCCAUUCAUCUGGCUCACAACCACAUUCAGGCACAUCGACGCCUCAAUCAGGUGGCAAGGCUACGACGACAACCACAACAAGUAGUAUUUCAGACCUAACGGCAGCGAUCGCGGCACUCGAAUUAUCGACCAAUCCAUCCCUCUCAACCCAUCGACGGAAAUGCACCUGCAACGCCUCGAUCCAUCCCCUCUUCACCACCGCGCCGAAUUGUCUCAACUGCGGAAAAAUCAUCUGUGCUCUAGAAGGACUACAGCCGUGUUCAUUCUGCGACGCCCCCAUCCUGACUAAAACCCAAGUCCAGGACAUGAUUCGAGCACUCAAAGACGAAAGAGGCAUUGAGAAAAUGGUGGCGCAUAACGUUGGACAACAAUCCCAACAUUCCCAUUCAGGCCGAGGUACACCUACAAUGACACCGUUUGGUGGUUCAGGCACUCCAAACGACAGUGGUGAUGAAGCUAUUGCACGUGCGACAGCGCAUCGUGAUAAACUUCUCGCGUUUCAGCGGGAAAAUGCACAGAGGACGAAGAUUCACGACGAGGCAGCAGAUUAUGAUACUACUUUGACCGCAGGUGCUACUCAGUGGAUGACGCCGUUGCAGAGAGCUGCUGCGCUUAAGAAACAGCAGAAAUAUCUGAGGGAGAUGGAGGAGGCGAAUAAACCGGAAUGGGAGAAGAAGAGGACGGUGUUGAGUGUGGGGAUCAAGAAUGGGAAAUUGGUCAGAACGUAUGAGAAGGCGCCGAGGGAGAGGGAGAAGGAGAACGAGGAGAUGGGUGGUGAAGGUGAAGGUGAUAUUGAUGAUGACGCUGGUGGUGGCGUUAAACAAGAAUUGAGUGUUGGAAGGACUGGCAAAGGGGCUUUCAGUGAUAAUCCAUUGUUGGCCAGUGGAAAGCUGAUCAGACCUCUAUGGAAGGCUCCUGAAGGCGAAUCAGGCGGGAAAGGAAAAGGAAAAGAUCAAGACAGAGAGAGACCAAGUGUGUGGAGACGAGUGCAGGAUGAUAAUGAAGAUAACGAGCAGUGGAUCCUGACUGGUGGCCUACAUGGGUUUGGUGUUGAGGAUAGAAAGAUGGAGGAUGGAAGUUAGCAGGAAUGUGGAUAGAUUGGAGAUAG